AUGACAAGGUCCGCUUUUUUUCCCAACGAAAUCAAAGAUGUUAUUAUCAUUGGAGCUGGUCCUUGUGGAGCAGGCUUUACCAAAUCUUUGUUACAAGAUCGUUCCAAGUAUAGAAGUAUCCGAGUCUUUGAAAGAAGAUCUGUGGCGGGAGGAUUAUGGAAUUAUGAUGAUGUUGAUGAGCCGCUAACCUUGGGCCCAUCUACACACGCCAUCAACCCAAAGAAUAGUAAUACGGGAAAAUAUUUAUGGCCCACUGCCGCUCAUAAAGAUUUGGAUACUAAUAUUCCGUAUGAAUUGAUGCAAUACAACACUUUUAAAUGGACGGAAAAAAGAAGACUUUUCCCAACCAGAAGCGAAGUUUUAAAAUAUUUCCAGACCUACAGUGAAGCCAUUGAGGAUUAUGUCGAAUACAAUACAAGCGUUGUGAGCGUCAAGCAGCUAGAUGAUUUGAAAUGGGAGGUAGUGGUUCGUCCAGUGUCUACUGAAACUGAAGGAUCACUCAAACAGUCUUUUGAGCUGGGUUUUGAAGACCGAGUGUUUAUUGCCGAUGCAGUGGUUAUUGCUACUGGGCAUUAUGAUAUCCCAAGAAUUCCGGAUUUCAAAGGGUUGAAAUCAUGGCACCAAAAAUAUCCCGGUUCAAUAAUCCACUCGAAAUCAUUCAAAUCACCUGAGGAUUAUUCUGCUAAAGACAAAAUCUUGAUAAUUGGGAAUUCCGCCAGUGCGGUUGAUAUUAUCGUGCAUCUUAAAAGCAAAUGGAACACUGAAAUUGAUAUUUAUAAUUCCAUAAGAAGCAAAAACAAUGACAGCUCCAUUACCAUUCCAGGAUUAACUGCUGUAUCAGAGAUUUCUCAAUUCAAUGCUUCAGAACAAAGUGUGGAGUUCAAAGAUGGCAAGAGAAUUACGGGAAUUAACAAAAUCAUAUUUGCUACUGGGUUUUUGAGAACAUUUCCUUUCCUUGAAGAUAUUAAUAGCUCAAAUAAACCAUUGCUCAAGUCUGGGAAUAGGAUUCACGGAUUGUGGAGACAUAUUUUAUCCUAUGAAUAUCCCGGUUUGGCAGUUGCAGGAGUGCCAAAAUAUGGGGGCCCAAUGGCAUUGGCGGAAGUCCAAGGCGCUUGGUUGUCAAGAGUUUUCUUAGGGGAGAUUGAUCUUCCUAGUAUCAAUUUGAUGAAUAAGUGGGAAAAAGAUCGUGAAGGAAAAUUGGGACAUGAUGCCCCAAAUUUCCAUUUUUUAUUGCAUCCAGAAGAUGUUAGUUACUACAAUAUGUUGGUUAGAGAAGUGAAGGAAUCAAGUAACCCCAGCGCUGAAGGAAUUGAAUAUUUGAGUCAAUAUUAUAGUACUGUUAGAGCCAAUUUCAAACUCAUCAAGAAAAAAUAUUAUGAUAUGAUUCUGGCAACAGGCUCAAUGGUGUAUGAGCUAGAAGAAUUACAAAGCAAAGCACCAUUUAAAUUGUCCACUUUUACACCAGGUCCUCUAGAUGUUUAG
Messenger RNA from Saccharomycopsis crataegensis, 1482 nucleotides. Its product is annotated as N,N-dimethylaniline monooxygenase. NCBI's taxonomy places the organism in Eukaryota, Fungi, Ascomycota, Saccharomycetes, Ascoideales, Saccharomycopsidaceae. Bases 1 to 1482 code for a protein of 493 amino acids. Gene Ontology annotation, molecular function: NADP binding; flavin adenine dinucleotide binding; N,N-dimethylaniline monooxygenase activity. The record is from RefSeq and is a predicted model, not a curated record. The transcript has a single exon.